This is a messenger RNA of Brassica rapa (field mustard), 2032 nucleotides long. RefSeq lists its product as uncharacterized. Lineage: Eukaryota; Viridiplantae; Streptophyta; Magnoliopsida; Brassicales; Brassicaceae. The record is from RefSeq and is a predicted model, not a curated record.
AUAUAAGUUGCAGUACGAGUUAAAAAAACACGGCGAUGCAAAAGGCGAUUUAGUGAUCUAGGGUUUCGAUGAUUCAAAGGGAUUGGGAUCCGGGGAUUGGAGAGGCAUUAUCGGAUCAUUGGGAUUCAGAGAGUCGAUUUGGAGAUGGGAUUCUCCAAGAUCGGAAUGUUGCAGAUGGAAGAUUGGAUUUUCCUUCUGAUUCUGGAACGGCUAAUUGGAUCGAGGGUGCUACAACGAUGGAGAUUUGGAUCUGGCGAAAACAAGGAAGUAUGAAGAUUGGGUCUUUGAUUUUUAUUUCGAUCAUCUUUAAGACGAAAUUGAAUCAAGGAAGAGAGUCAACUUUUGGGAAAUGGGGGGGAGGUGAAGAACGGAGAAGGAGUUCGCAAACGUCUGAAGAUAUCAGUGGCCCACUUUGAUAAUUCAGCUCUCAUCAAGAACUUUUCCAAGACCCUUCUCGGAAGAUGUAUGAAUCCGGAGAUGCAGGAGAUGCCGGCUCUAAUUUCGAAUCUCCCGAAGAUAUGGAAACUGGAAGAGAGGGUUGUUGGUACGGAUUUGGGGUUUGGGAAGUUCCAGUUUGAUUUCGAAACGGUGGAAGACAUGGAAGGGGUUCUCAAGAAUCAACCUUUUCAUUUUGAUUACUGGAUGUUGGCUUUGGCACGGUGGCAACCUAAAAAGUCCCUGCUCUAUCCGUCGGAAAUAACUUUUUGGGUUCGAAUCAUAGGAGUACCGGUGGAGUUCAAAACGGAAGCCACUUUUGAAAGCAUUGGAGACGCCAUAGGAAGAACGCUGACGGUAGAUUUGGAUCAUUCUCGAGUGCAAGUGGUGGUUGAUGCGUUUAAAGAAUUGUGCUUUGAAACCACGAUAGAUUUCACUGGUGGGGAGUUCUAUGAUGGAGAGGAAGCUCCGGUAUCACUGCGGUAUGAGAAGCUGUUUGGAUAUUGCCAAGUGUGCGGUAGUCUUUGCCACAAGGACGACGUCUGUCCCCUAGAUGUGAAGAACACUAAGAAGAGUCCAGAAAAGAAACGUGAGGGAAGAGAAGGUAAUGGGGUUUGGCAUGAUGGAGGGAAGUACGAUGAUCGUGCAAGGAGUUAUAAAGGUGUAGUCAUUAAUGGAAAUGCGAAUCAACAGCAAAAAGAAAGAGAGGGCCGUGAGUAUUAUGGCAAAGGUAAAGGCAAAAUGGGGGAAGAAAUCGAUUCAAAAUGGAUGAAGGUGCCAGAGAGAGGAAAUAAGAGAGCCAACACCAACCGUGGAACAUAUAGAGGAGAUGGGGAGGCUUCUCGAUACAGACCUGCAAGGCGAGAGGACUCAAGGUCUGGUGUUCAGAGUGGGCAUCUUCGACACUCUUCAGAACAGACUAAGCAACCGUUUCAACAAGAGGUUCGUGAGGAAGUUCGAGAGGAGGGUGAGAUUAGGUCCGUUGCGGAGGCUCGCAUAAUGCCACCCUCUCAAGCGUUUCAAGUGGAACUGGCCAAAACUCAGACUGAGGGAACAACAGUCAUCUCGGAUCCUACUGACGUGGACCGUGGAUUGGCAGAGGUACAUGGUAUGCAGGAGGAUCAAGUUGACUUAGAAGAUGAGGAUGUGAUGGACAUGGAUGAGAUUAAGGCUCAUCUACUUGAGAAUGGGAUUGAUAUGGAUGCAGAGGAUUUUUUAGAGGAGAUAGCAGAGGAAGAAACUGAGGAAGUGAUCAAGGAACAGGCAGAAGAUAACAAUGCUCAUGUGACAGAUGGGGGGACUGUGGAAGAGGAGCAAGGCACGUUUGCUGGAAAUGCGGAGAAGAAACCAGGACUACGUAAGAGGCUGUUUAAGGCAUCAACCGGUACUGCGGGUAGUAGUAAAUUGAGAGCGUUUAAUGCACUUGCGUCCCCACGUAAGCGAGCUGCAGCGAAGCCAGGAGUGCGUACGGGAGAUACCAUCAAGCAAGCGGAGAGUAAGGGUGCUUCAAACCUGAAACUUGGGACUCAGAAGAUUUGAUUUAUGGUUAGUAGAUGUUCUAAAGGUUUCUUAAGCAGGCCGGGCUUGUCUUAUGAUU